AUGUAUACUCAAAGUCCCUUUAAGGGUUAUGAGGCAGAUGCUAAUGUCACUCAAGAGGCUCAGCUUCUGUCUAAGCAGCUUGGUACCAAGUUGCAAUUCCUGACGGAUCCAAUGGAAGCAGCACGGGACUAGUGCAGUAGUGUGCUGGUUACUGACACUUGGGUGAGCAUGGGCCAAGAGGAGGAGAAGAAGAAGAGGAGACUAAAAGAUUUCCAUGGUUACCAGAUCAUCAUGCAGACAGGAAGUGUGGCUGCACCAGACUGGACAUUUCUGCACUGUCUCCCAUGUAAAGCAGAGGAAGUAGACGAUGAAGCUUUCUACUCACCACGUUCCCUUGUGUUCACAGAGGCUGAGAACCGCAAGUGGACCUUUAUGGGUUUGAUGUGCAUCCUGACAGACUAUACGCCACAAAGUCCCAAACUCAAAUUUAAAAAAAAUGUGGGGGGAAAACACUAACAACAGAAUAGUGUCAUCUAUCUGUUUUUAUGAUAAAAUUGUAAUUGAUCAUAUUUAGCACUCUUGGCCAAU
Molecule: messenger RNA, 528 nt
Organism: Sinocyclocheilus rhinocerous
Lineage: Eukaryota; Metazoa; Chordata; Actinopteri; Cypriniformes; Cyprinidae
Gene: otc
Product: ornithine transcarbamylase
Biological process (GO): L-citrulline biosynthetic process
Cellular component (GO): mitochondrion
Molecular function (GO): amino acid binding; ornithine carbamoyltransferase activity
Source: RefSeq, a predicted model, not a curated record